GGGCCCGGGGCGGAGUCGCCCACCUGUCAUCCGAGACGCCCCACGUGGGUCGGCCGUGGGGAGGGGUUGAAGAGAGGGAGAAAAAGCAGAGGCGUCGAGGGAGGCAGGAGUGAGAGUGAGAAGGAGGGAGGCUCGCAGGAGAGCAGAGAGGAGAAGAGAGCGCAGCGCACGACGGCCGAGCGGGGAGCGGAGAGCGGGAGAAAGGACAAGCGGACCUGAGACCCUGCGAGAGAGACAGGUUGCCUAGGCGACGGCCCUGGCCAAAGCGAGGCGCAUUGACGUCAGCAGCCGAGCGCUGAUUGGCUGCGGCCGGUCGUUUCCGGUGGAGCCGCCGCCGCGCCGCUAUCGCAGAGUGGAGCCGGGCUUCGAGCGAAGCGCUGAGGGACCUGGGCAUCGCCGCAGUCUAGCACCUGCAGUCCCGCGUCCGCCGCCGCGCGUCUCUGAGAAUCAUGGCAUCUGGUAGUACCGCCAGUGAGGAGGAGCGCAGUCUCCGGGAAUGUGAACUCUAUGUGCAGAAGCACAACAUUCAGGCACUGCUCAAGGAUUCUAUUGUGCAGUUGUGUACUGCUCGACCUGAGAGACCCAUGGCAUUCCUGAGGGAGUACUUUGAGAAAUUGGAGAAGGAGGAGGCAAAACAGAUUCAGAAUCUGCAGAAAGCAGGCACCCGCACAGACUCAAGGGAGGAGGAAAUCUCUCCUCCUCCCCCUAAUCCAGUGGUUAAGGGUCGGCGGCGACGUGGCGCUAUUAGCGCUGAAGUCUACACGGAGGAAGAUGCUGCGUCUUAUGUUAGAAAGGUUAUACCAAAAGAUUAUAAGACAAUGGCUGCUUUAGCUAAAGCCAUUGAAAAGAAUGUGCUAUUUUCACAUCUUGAUGAUAAUGAAAGAAGUGAUAUUUUUGAUGCCAUGUUUCCAGUCUCUUUUAUUGCUGGAGAGACAGUUAUUCAGCAAGGUGAUGAAGGGGAUAACUUCUAUGUGAUUGAUCAAGGAGAAAUGGAUGUCUACGUUAACAAUGAAUGGGCAACCAGUGUUGGGGAAGGAGGGAGCUUUGGAGAACUUGCUUUGAUUUAUGGAACACCUAGAGCAGCCACUGUCAAAGCAAAGACAAAUGUGAAACUGUGGGGUAUUGACCGAGACAGCUAUAGAAGAAUCCUUAUGGGAAGCACACUGAGAAAGAGAAAGAUGUAUGAAGAGUUCCUUAGUAAAGUGUCUAUUUUAGAGUCUUUGGACAAGUGGGAACGUCUCACUGUAGCUGAUGCAUUGGAACCAGUCCAGUUUGAAGAUGGGCAGAAGAUUGUGGUGCAGGGAGAACCAGGGGAUGAGUUCUUCAUUAUUUUAGAGGGGUCAGCUGCUGUGCUGCAACGUCGGUCAGAAAAUGAAGAAUUUGUUGAAGUGGGAAGACUGGGGCCUUCUGAUUAUUUUGGUGAGAUUGCACUGCUGAUGAAUCGUCCUCGUGCUGCCACAGUGGUUGCACGCGGCCCCUUGAAGUGUGUGAAGCUGGAUCGACCUCGAUUUGAACGUGUCCUUGGCCCAUGCUCAGAUAUCCUCAAACGAAACAUCCAGCAGUACAACAGUUUUGUGUCACUGUCUGUCUGAAACCUGCCUCCUGUGCCUCCCUUUUCUCCUUUUCCCAGUUCAUGCUUCACUUAUGCAGACUGCUUAAUUUUCCCUAUUUGCAGCACCAAGUGGCCACUGGCAUCGCAGCUUCUUGUCUCUUUAUAUUAAAAGUUGCUUUUAUUGCACCGUUCUGAAUUUGGAGCAUUAACUGAAUGCUCACACACAAAUAAAUAGAAAGAGUUCUAUGGA
Molecule: messenger RNA, 1802 nt
Organism: Sciurus carolinensis (gray squirrel)
Lineage: Eukaryota; Metazoa; Chordata; Mammalia; Rodentia; Sciuridae
Gene: Prkar1a
Product: protein kinase cAMP-dependent type I regulatory subunit alpha
Exons: 12
Coding region: 450-1592 (380 amino acids)
Biological process (GO): regulation of protein phosphorylation
Cellular component (GO): cAMP-dependent protein kinase complex
Molecular function (GO): cAMP-dependent protein kinase regulator activity
Source: RefSeq, a predicted model, not a curated record